Molecule: messenger RNA, 459 nt
Organism: Melampsora larici-populina 98AG31
Lineage: Eukaryota; Fungi; Basidiomycota; Pucciniomycetes; Pucciniales; Melampsoraceae
Exons: 2
Coding region: 1-459 (152 amino acids)
Source: RefSeq, a predicted model, not a curated record
AUGAGUCUUGAUCUUGAAGAUUUGCAAAGAAAAAUCGACGAAACAUUCAAAGAACUGGAGGUGGCGAUGCAACGUGAAACUGCUGAGUCGAAAGCGAUUGAAGAAGGUACCAAUAACAAGGAACUCCCGGUCAGUAAAGGCCUAGACUACCCCGAGAUCACGACAAAAGUGAGACAAGUCAACUUAGCUGUUGAACCAUCAAGCAGUGAAAAGUCUGGUAAGGCAUGCAUGCCAUUCAAUAAUCUGAUCUUUGGUGAGCCUUCGGUUAUGGAGUGUUGUCAGGGCAAGAAAAACAAGCUGAUGAAGCAACUCGGAUGCCCUGAUCCGGCUAUGUUUUCAGUCUUAGUGUUUAUACUCUCAACAUGGGCGUUUGUAAGGCUCUGGACGCUGGCUGUCACAUUCCCCUCUGAAAAUCAUACCAAACCUCAAAGUUCAAUGUACUAUAUACCCGUAUUCUAA